Durusdinium trenchii is the source of this 1066-nucleotide messenger RNA. The record is from the annotation of a GenBank genome assembly. NCBI's taxonomy places the organism in Eukaryota, Dinophyceae, Suessiales, Symbiodiniaceae.
GUUUAAUGGAUGCCGUUCCCUGAGAAAUGCUGAACCCCACGGAUGAAAAAGAGCCACGUCAGAGGCAGUGCGCAAGCAGAACUCAAGAAGGCAGACGUGGCAAGAUUGGUGUGUUUGUGUGUGUAUGUGUUUUGGCAUCCUUCGACAUAGCCUAGGUCCGUAAAGAUUCUCUCGCUCACCAGCAUGUCAACGAAUCUGAGCUUCGCACGUUUGUUUUGUGUCAAAAGCUCCGCACGACACAUGGCGAGACCAGGAACACUUACGACCUACGACUGGCACCUGAAUUUCAUGGCACCUGCCGUGGGCGAAGAUGCAAAAUUGGCCACAUCAACCUUGUAUGAAGAGAAUGUGCAUUUUGGCACUCAUUUGGAGGUCUGGGGUAGCUGGUACGACAUGGAGAAGAGAUGCUGGGGUUAUGCCUGCUGCAGGGUGACCAGGCAGCAACAGAGGCGCUGCCCAAAGACGGCACCAUAUGCAGAAGGCGAAGAGGAGGAGGAGGAGGACAUGGAGGUGAAGGUGAGCCGUCGAAUGGCGGAGCUCUUGGAGAAGAAUCCCUCCUUCACCGGGGACGUGCCCACGCCCGACCAGGAGAAGGACUGGAGCGAUGCCGAGCUGAAGAACUUCAUCCACAGCAAUGGGCUCAUCAGACCGGCCAGGACAAAGGGCCAGCAAAAGCCGGAGCCAACUGCGGCUGAUUGGAAGGUCUUGGAGUUGGAACCUGGGGCUGAUCCUGCCCAGCUGAAGAAGGCCUACCGACGCUUGGCCUUGCUCUACCACCCCGACAAGCAGAGAAAUGAAAAGGACAAGGCCUCCGCAACGGAGAAGUUUCGCAAGGUGGUGGAGGCCUACGAGGCCAUUGCCGGACAUGUGGCAGAGAUCCCUGCAGUGGCCGCGACAGAAGGCGUGCGAAAGCGGCGCUGGCGCAUCGUCAUAGUGGAAUGAAUCCGCGAGAAAAAGAGAUGCUUUCAACUUUCAGCUGCUUGGAUCUGCGAAACACAUCCGAAUGAUUUGUUUCCCGAAUAGUUUUGCACUUCCCGAAUAGCUUUGCACUCUUCGAAUCCAGCUC